Molecule: messenger RNA, 1203 nt
Organism: Spea bombifrons (plains spadefoot toad)
Lineage: Eukaryota; Metazoa; Chordata; Amphibia; Anura; Pelobatidae
Gene: MTX3
Product: metaxin 3
Exons: 10
Coding region: 71-991 (306 amino acids)
Biological process (GO): mitochondrion organization
Cellular component (GO): SAM complex
Source: RefSeq, a predicted model, not a curated record
CGUCUCAGGCAGGAAAUUCCGGGCUGAUGUGAGCCGCCAGCAGCCGGUUUGCCGCCGUCAGACCCCUGUGAUGGAGCUCAUGUGCUGGGGCGGUGACUGGGGGCUUCCCUCCGUGCACCCCGAGUGCUUGGUUGUGUUGGCAUAUGCAAGGUUUGCUGGUGCUCCUCUGAAAGUAACCCCUGUUGAUUAUACAUGGGCCGCUCCAAAAGGUGCUCUGCCGGUUUUGGUGUCGGAUGGCAAAGUGGUAACCCAGCCUGGCAAUAUCUUAAGCUUUUUAAGGAAGCAGAAAUAUAAUGCAGAUUAUGUGUUAUCAGCAAAGGAAGGGUCUGACACCCUGGCAUAUAUCGCGCUGAUUGAGGAGAAUAUCCUUCCUGCCCUGUUACACGCAUUUUGGGUUGACACAGAAAAUUACUCCAAUGUGAUCCGUCCCUGGUACGCUGCCCGAACCCCUUUCCCGCUGAGUUUCUUCUUGCCUGGGAAGAUGUCUCGCGAAGCAUUGAACAGAAUAAUGCUCACCAAAGGCCGUCCGCCAUUAUACAGCCUGACUGAAGUGGAAGCUCAGGUUUAUAAAGAAGCCAAAGAAUGUCUCAAUCUUCUGUCCAAUCGAUUGGCAUCAUCACAGUUCUUUUUUGGAGACACGCCCACGUCCUUGGAUGCCUUUGUAUUUGGAUUUCUUGCUCCUCUUUACAAAGUCCACCUUCCCAAAGUAAAUUUACAAGAACACUUGAAGCAGCUUACUAACUUGUGUCAAUUCAUUGACAACAUUCUUAGCCGCUAUUUCACGGCGCACACAACAGACCCAUCUCCUGCUUGCCAAGAAGCCUUAGAUGCCAAUCUGCAGAAACUCACACAGCUUGUAACCAAGGAGUCCAACCUAAUAGAAAAGAUGGACGACAAUCUUCGUAAGAGCCCGCAAAACCGUCCCCGGAAAUUAACCGCAUUAAAGCAAGCCAGUGAGACGGGGAACUCGGCCGAGCACAUCACACCCUGACACCUCCGCUUUCUUGCUUUUGCUGAUAAAUGUCGAUAACUAGAAUGUACGGUGGAAAUGUCAUUAGCUGUCUGGGUGUUUAGGGUUCAUAUGAGAAGCACAAAAAGUCCCUGAUGCAAAUUUUGAAAUUCCUUGUAUCUUGCAUAAGAACAUAAAAUUACAGAAACCUGAAAAAACAAUUGAACUAUGCAAAUAAACGAUAUACUGAUUUA